CAACAUUUAAACAAACUGCAAUUUGCCCACACACGACUGUGGCAGGGAAAGACAGGUGACUAGAAAUAUUUAACUAAAACAAAAGAAAGAAAGAGAAAAUACAUAUUUCUUACCCCACUAAGCUAGCUAAAAUAAAAAUUAAGGCAACUGAAAUAUGCAUCCAGUCUAUGUGAGGCGAAACCCCACCCUCCUCACCUAUGGACUCCGCCAGUGCGUCCUAUUGAACACCAGGCUCCAGGAUUGCUACAUUGACUCACCAGUUUUCUCCAGUGACUGGGCGGCUAGGACAUGUGCCAAUGAGAACAUCCAGACUCCAGCCCCAGGUACCGCCUCCUGCUGGGAAGUUGUGAAGAACCCACUAAUUGCCAGUUCCUUCUCUCUGGUUAAGCUGUUGCUCAGGCGGCAACUGAAAGAUCAACGCUGCCCAGCAUCAUGCAAGUUGGGAGACAUAAAACCACCUGUGAAGACAUUAAAAACCAAAGACAAUUCGGUGGCUAAAGUCACCCAGCAUGUCAGGAUGAGAAACUCCAUCCGUUCCAGAAGCAAGCAGCUGGCAGAAUGGCUGCCAAGUUCACGUGGGUGCAGGAGGCGUGCAGAAGGCAUUGGAGAGAGGGAAGACAGUUCAAAGGAGGAAGAAGCUACAGUCUGCCAAGAUGCCCGGGACAGACACAUGGAGCAUGUGACUGCAACCCAAGCACCAUGUGGGGACAACUGGCCAGCAGCCUGCAAAGGCCGAGCACCGCUUUCAGAAACCCACAGGCGACUGCCAUCAGCGGAGGACACUCUAACCAUCCAUGGCCUCCCUGCCGAGGGCUACCGGGCUCUAUACCAUGCUGUGGUGGAGCCAAUGUUGUGGAAUCCUUCAGGAACCCCCAAGCGGUACAGCUUGGAGCUGGGAAAGACCGUGAAACAGAAGCUCUGGAAAGCUCUGUGCAGCCAGGCCGCUGUCCCCCAAGAUGGGAUGCACAAGGACCAGCUGCUGGAGCGGAAGUGGCUGGCAGUCCAGGAGGAGCCUGUGCCCCAGAAUAGGCCCAAGUGCAAAAAAUAGGUAUUCCCAGGACUAGGAUAUUCACUGGUAACCGUCUGAAAAAUAAACACUGCUUUGUACCUUC
Molecule: messenger RNA, 1112 nt
Organism: Ochotona princeps (American pika)
Lineage: Eukaryota; Metazoa; Chordata; Mammalia; Lagomorpha; Ochotonidae
Gene: C29H22orf31
Product: chromosome 29 C22orf31 homolog
Exons: 3
Coding region: 155-1048 (297 amino acids)
Source: RefSeq, a predicted model, not a curated record